CGUAAGCAGCUGGCGCCAGCAGUGGUGAGGCAGCCGAGAGUAGUGGAUAAACCCUUUUCUCGCUUGCCUUGGUUCUUACGCACCAUGGCGGCCCCGGUCCAGCAGCCCAGCGGUGCAAAGCGCAAAGGGAAAGCUCAGUAUGUGCAGGCCAAGCGGGCGCGGCGCUGCGACGGCGGUGGGCCACGGCAGCUGGAACCCGGGCUUCAGGGCAUUCUCAUUACCUGCAACAUGAACGAGCGCAAGUGCGUGGAGGAGGCCUACAGUCUGCUUAACGAAUACGGCGACGACAUGUAUGGGCCGGAGAAGUUUACAGACAAAGAUAAGCAGCCCUCUGGAAGUGAAGGAGAAGAUGAUGAUGUGGAGGCUGCCUUGAAGAAAGAAGUUGGUGACAUUAAAGCAUCUACAGAGAUGAAGCUAAGAAGAUUCCAGUCAGUGGAGAGUGGAGCAAAUAAUGUAGUCUUCAUCAGGACGCUUGGGAUAGAACCUGAGAAAUUGGUACAUCAUAUUCUCCAGGAUAUGUAUGAAACCAAGAAGAAGAAGACUCGGGUUAUUCUACGAAUGUUACCCAUUUCAGGCACGUGCAAGGCUUUCUUAGAAGACAUGAAAAAAUAUGCAGAAACAUUUUUGGAACCCUGGUUUAAAGCUCCAAACAAAGGGACGUUUCAGAUUGUAUAUAAAUCUCGAAAUAACAGCCACAUGAAUAGAGAAGAAGUUAUCAAAGAAUUGGCAGGAAUAGUAGGCAGCCUCAAUUCGGAAAAUAAAGUAGAUCUUACCAAUCCACAGUACACAGUGGUAGUAGAAAUCAUUAAAGCUGUCUGUUGCCUCAGUGUUGUGAAAGAUUACAUGUUGUUCAGAAAAUAUAAUCUCCAGGAGGUGGUGAAGAGCACUAAGGACUCAUCACAGCUUAACCCAAAGCAGCCAGUACAAGCAGGAAAUGGGAAAGAAGCUAAAUUGGAAUCUGGUGACAUAUCAAAUCAAAAUGACCCAGCAGAAGGAAAAAAUGACCAGCAAGUGGUACCAGAAAAUAAUGAGGAGCCGGGGCAGAUGAAACCAAGAUCUGAGACACAGGAGGUGAAUGAGGGAGGGGCUAAGCCUGAACUUGAAAAUCAAGUCACAGAAGGAUCUGAGUCAAAUGAAAAUGACGUCUCAUAGGAAAAAAAAUCAUUUGAUGUUGCAGGUGGGUUUUUCUGAUGGCAUUUGGUGAGAUAUUGCUAGGAUUCCACAGAAAAUUGUGACAAAAUACAGUUUUUGAACUUAUGUGCUUUAUAAUGCUGUACUCAGAAUAGUGAACAAUGAUUGAGCAGCCCCAUUAACAGUUAUGUCGGAGAUCUUUUCAGCCCCAUGUGCCGGUGUGCAGUUAGGCUUACAUGAAUUUGGUUGAGCUGGGAGAAACUGUGGAUGAUUGGUGAGCACUUGCAUGGAGGGGUGGAUGACAGGAGGAUAAUGUUGGCCUCUCCUUCAUGAUUACUUUCCCCAGUCUCCCCUUCUGAACUGCCAUCUGACUUAACUGGAGCAAACAAACUCUGUAAAAGACACACUCCUAGGGAAAUUUUCAUUCUAAGGAAGGGAUUUUUACAUGUUGCAGUUCAGCUGUCCCCUGCCACUUUGUUGUAAACAUUGUAAAAACAUGUCUUCUGGGUUAGAAGUGAAUUGUUUUUGUGAAGUUUUUGUAUCUUUUUGUGAUUCUUACUUAGAGUUACUUUGUAACUCUUACUUAGUUAUUAUGCCAGAUUUUAUAUUCUAUCCGCCUUUGUUAGCAAACAAAUCUAAUAAUCGAGUGCUGCAGUUUUUGAAGUCAUGGUAUAAGAUAAAUGAGGACCAUUCUAGGCAUAGAAAUACAUUUCUGUUGAGGUUAGUGUUGAAGAAUUCGUUUUCUGUGAUACUUCCAUAUGUCAUGCAACAAGGGAUACAAAUUAUUUCUUUACAGUGAAAGCUCCUUUUCAGUGAUCUUAUAUGGAUUUAUACUCCAAGCUGUUCUCUUGCAUUGUACAUUGUCUAGCUGUUCUCUUGCAUUGUACAUUGUCUGUGGAAUGCAACUUACAAACCUAGCAUUUGCUCCAGCAAUUGUAACUAUAAAUCAUAGCCAUUUGAUAAGUAAAGAUGUCGAUUAUUUUAAAUGGCAUCUGUAAUAUCAAAACAGUAAACUUUUGUUUGAAAAAUCACAUUCAGCGGCACCUCAUUGGCUCAGUUGGUAGAGCAUGUGACCCUUGAUCUCAGAGUUGUAGGUUUGAGCCCCAUGUUGGCUGUAGAGAUCACUUAAAAAUAAAAUCUUUAAAAAAAAAAUCAUAUUCAAUAAAAGGUUCAGGAAGCAAAAUUUUAGUAGCAGCACUAUAUUAGAAAAGAAAAAUUGACAUACUAGGUAAAAAUCUAAUAAUACCAAUAUAACAUUAAAAUGGGAGGGCAAGAAGCAGUAUAAGAAAUUGAAAACCCUUCACUUUCAGUUUAAUAAAUUGACUGUCCCCUGAUGCUCAAGAGGUUUGUGUAGUUAACUGCAGAGCAGUAGCUUCUCUGUCUGGGUUGAUGAGUCAACAGAUUUCACGAAUAUUUGUCCUACUGUUGCCUUCGUAAGGUUGGUGAAUGAUGACAAAAUUCAAGAAAGCUUGUUCUGUCUGCUAUGAGAGCCUCUCAAAGGCAAUAUAAAUUUAAUGGCUCUUUAUAUCUGAAGACCGAAGGUCUGUCAUCUCUACUCCCGGUGCUCAUUCAUGGUUGACUCCAUGACCAGUUUUGCCUCAUUCUGGUAAAAGAAAAUGCUGAUGUUGAUGUUACAGCACACUGCUUUCUUCCCAGAGAGGUGCUGAUAUAAAACAAUUGGAGUCGAAAUGAAGAAGGUUCUGGAUAAUGCUGCAGAAAUGGUUAACUUUAUUAUGACCCAUUUAUGCAAGAAUGUUUAAAAAUAAAUAAAACUCAAAUCUGAACAAGGAGCACAUAAAUCUACAUACAGAAAUCUAGUGGCUUGUUAGAAGCGUUCUCAACAGGAUAUUGGAGCUGAAAGGUGAAUUGCCAGAGUACUUCUAAGAAUAUACUAGGCCAAAUUUUGCGGAGUGCUUUGGAGAUGAAAGAUAGCUAAGACACUAGUCUAUUUAGCAGACAUUUUUUAUCACAUGAACAAACAAAACAAGUUUCUGCAAGGUUCCGGAGAAAAUGUAUUUUCUUACGAGUGAUAAGAUUCUUAAAUUGAUAGGAACUGACUUCUUGGAACAGUCACAUCGCCAAAGGAACUCUUAAAAUGUUUCCAUAGCCACUUGGCCUUGAGAAUGAAGAAAAGAUAGCAACAAGUCUGAGGCCUUAACUGAAACUCUCUGUGAAGAACUGCAAAACCAAAUUAAACAGUCUUUCCCCCUCCUUUUCUCUUUUUUUUAUAUGGUUUAUUAAUUUUUGAGACAGAGAGACAGAGCAUGAGAGGGG
Hyaena hyaena (striped hyena) is the source of this 3405-nucleotide messenger RNA. It is a transcript of the gene THUMPD1, whose product is annotated as THUMP domain containing 1. The coding region runs from base 85 to 1152 and encodes 355 amino acids. NCBI's taxonomy places the organism in Eukaryota, Metazoa, Chordata, Mammalia, Carnivora, Hyaenidae. Gene Ontology annotation, biological process: tRNA modification. The record is from RefSeq and is a predicted model, not a curated record. Gene Ontology annotation, molecular function: RNA binding. The transcript is spliced from 4 exons.